AUGCCACUGGUGGAGGCAGAGGAGGGCGAUAUAGUACACCAGAAAGCGAACAGCAGCGGCAAAAGCAAUACUAGGGAGGAUGAGAAGCCCACGGCAAUCAGUCUUUACAUCGAAGAGAAUCGUGAUAAGCUGGCAGAUGAGGUAGCGGAGAUGAAGAGCAUCGUCCACAAAGGGAUGAAGACGAGAGAGGAGGAGCUGUCGAGGAAGUCGCCGCUCUUGUGGACAAUCACAGACUGGGUGGAUUGGAGGGUAGGAGACGGAGUGAACCAGUGGCACUCGUUGAUACGCCGUGCAGUUAAUGAUCGCCGAAAGAGGUGCAACAUCAAGUACGAAGCAGACAAGCCGGAGUACCAGGAUAAUAAGGAGCUCAAUAUCAGGCCACAGCCGUGGAGAAGACACAUCUGGGAAAAGAAUCACGUCGGCGGUGCAGCUGCAGUUGACGCCGAGUGGUUCGUUCAUAAUAAGAACCGCCUACAUCAUAAAAAUGCGUGCCACGUAGUAAAAGUUGGAGGCCGGGUGGAGCUGAUAUUCCUACUCUCUCACGAGUGCUGGGGGCUAAGGUUCGACAGAGAUCCCGCUUAUGGGGAUUCUUAUUCUGUAUCUACUUGUUUUGUGCUCUUGUUUGUAGUUUUGUUUGUUUUUUGAGUUGUGCCGGUAGAAUGUAGAUGCAGUAUUUAUUUUCUCAUCUAAUCACGCUAUGGAAACACGUUUUCGGUGCGACUCGAUGUUGAACUCCAGCCAGAGCCGUGUCGCGAGCUGCUUGCGAAUUUGCCUGUAGAAGGUACUUCAAUCCACGCGGUGGAGCCUACGGUGUACUCGAUGGACCAGGAGCGCAUUGUUUGGCGGAUUCCUCCGGGUGCUCAUUUCGAAGCGAUGCCGAAAACACAGGAGAAGGAGAAGAAGAAAGCUAAGGCCAAUAGGGGCAUGACUGGCGGGCAAUCGCAGGGGGAUGAAGAUACAGCGCGCGUUGCAGAGUACGAUCCAGAGUGCGAGUGGGUGUGGGAUGAGGAUAAGGAGAUAAGCGACGAUGAGGAUGAGUUCACGCACGGCCAACGCAAUUCAAGCAACCCAGUACUGGCAGACCCUGAAGCAUUCCCAGCAGAAGAAGAGCGGAUAAUGCAACUCGCAGAAGUGGAAGCGCUUGAAGGGCCAGCUGUAGACGAUGAAGAAGAUCAACUACCUGUGCCUGCAGCUGCUGGCGAACAACAUCAGGACGAUCAGAUGCUACAAGAUGAUGAAGACCCUGACGCCCCAGGCCAGUACGGAGACCCUGAUGGGAUAUACAGGAUGAUGAAGCGCAAGCGUGGUGACCUGGUGAGGCUCUUUCUGGGGUAUUUCACAAUCAAUCAGAGCGAGAACGACAAGGAGAAAGAUCACAUGAGGAUCUACCUGCUGCCAUCAUGGCAACGAGCGAUGACAGAGGCGGACGCAAUUACGGCCUACUCGCGUGGACAUCUCUUUCGCUAUUUAGGACUAGGUCGCGGCAUCUAUGGUUGUGCUUUUGAUUUUGGAUCCUCUUCUAACUCAGAGCUACCAUGGCAGACGCAGGUCCGCCUGGAGGAAGCGGGGCGAGCAGAAACAGUGGAGACCUACCUUUAUUAUGGUUGUGACAGCUAAUUAACUGCGUGUUGAGUAUUCUUCAUCUUCGUAUUCUAUUUAAGCAAGUGAGGUGAGUACUUGCGAUGGGCUCUAACUCAUUCGCGGCUGGAUGGUGCAUUGCUGUCUCAAGUCCACGCUCUUCACGCAGACGCCUCACAGGAAGGAUUGGGUUUUGCGCCAGAAGAGGAAAGUGCUGAUCGAGUGGCGCGACUUCUCUCACCUAGAGAAAGCGGAGAUCCGAAGAAUAUGCAGCACCCGGAAGCAAGAGGACAGAAGAUGGGUGUGGCAAUUCCACGACGGCGAGGAUGAUGAACAGUAG
This is a messenger RNA of Amoebophrya sp. A25, 1918 nucleotides long. The record is from the annotation of a GenBank genome assembly. NCBI's taxonomy places the organism in Eukaryota, Dinophyceae, Syndiniales, Amoebophryaceae.